CAAGUUUAUUUUUUUUUUCAACAAAUGUACAAUUUUACAAUUACAACUUGUUUUGUUUUAAUUCUGAUUUUUUGUUUUAUUUUUGUAUUUAACACUAUUAGUGCAUUUAAUUUGUAUAUUGAAAGUGAUGAAAUGAAUAGAACUUUGGGAAUAUCUGCUAGAAUGGAUUAUGUCACUGAUGGUGUUAUUAAUGAAUAUUCUACAAAAUUCCCCUACAGAUUAGCAGAAAAUAUUAGUCGACUUAGAUUUACUUGGAGCAGUUCUGACAGAAUGACUUAUUAUUCUCUUCAAGCAAAUUCCCAACAUUUUGAUGUUGUCCCAAUUGUUUUAAUUUCACCAAAAGGUUACGUUCCAAAUAUUCCUCAACAAUUUCAAGUUGAAUAUAGAUGUGUUGGAGCACGUUCUGGUCAAUUUCGUGUUAAUUUAAAUUUUAAUAUAACAACAACAAAAACAUCUUUAUUACAAUUAACUUUAAAACAAGAGAAAAUAUGUUCGUAUAGAGAAGGAAGGAGAAGAGCUUUUGCUCAAGAAGAAGAUUCAAACAACCAUCUAAACAUUAACGACAACAACAACAACGAAAACAACAAACAAAACAAACAACAUACAACAUAUUCAACUUGGCCAUUAUUCUCUUUUAUAAGUUUACUUUCUCUUCCUUGUCAAUUACUUGUAGCGUCUGUUUCUCUUUUUGCUUUAGUUUGUUCAGUUUUGCUUUGUUGUUGUUAUUGUAUUAAACAAGAAGAAGAAAAGGAACAACAACAACAAACAAACAACAAUUUUUCUUUUCGAAGAAGAAGAUCAAAAAUAGGUUCUUUAUAUAAUUCAACACGUUCAUCACUUAUAAGAAGAAAAAUAUUAUUUCAACAAGGAAUUGAUCAAAAAAAUAAUAAUAAAUUAAUAAAUGGUGGUUCUUUAAAAGAAAGUUCAACAGCUAAUAGUGGUAAAAGCGGAUUAUCUAAAAUAACAACAACCGGACUAGCAACAAUUAAUAGUUGUACUACUGCCUCCUCUUCUUCAAAAACAGUACUAGACGACGAACAACGAAAGCCAUUACUUGACCCUCAAAUGCCUUCAACAUCUGCUGCAGCAUUACAACAACAAAAUAAAUUAACAAGUAAAAUAAUUUAUGAACGUAGCAACCAACAAGUGGAUGUUUCUGCAGCAUUAAUAGAAUUAAAUGCAGAUAGAAAUCUUUUUGAACAAUGCCAUAAACCUGAAAUGGAAGGACAUUUUGGACAGUUAGUAUGGGCUAAUUGGCGCCAAAUAGGUUUAAAUGGAAAUAGGCCAGUUGUUGAUGAAGUUGAUGAUGGGGAAGAUGAUGCUAAAGAAGAUACUGCACUAAUUUGUAAAACUUUAAAGCCUGAUGCGGAUAGAAUCCAAUUUGAGUGUUUUUUACGUGCUGCUUUACAAUUCCAUUAUGUGCCGCCACAUCCAAAUUUGGCGCAGGCAAGUUGA
Meloidogyne enterolobii is the source of this 1455-nucleotide messenger RNA. The record is from the annotation of a GenBank genome assembly. Lineage: Eukaryota; Metazoa; Nematoda; Chromadorea; Rhabditida; Meloidogynidae.